GGGGGCAGCUGCUCCUGUCAAGAAGGAGCCUAAAGAGAUCUCCUUUAUUGACGUAAAGAAGAACUUGAAUUUGAACAUAUUUCUCAAGCAAUUCAAAUGAAUGGGGAUCGGACUAAGUUUGAUGUGGAGGUGUUGAAGCAACUUGUUAAACUCUUACCUGAGAAACAUGAGAUAGAAAACCUGAAAUCCUUCCAGGGUGAAAAAGACAAGUUGGCCAAUGUUGACCGAUUCUACAUCUCUAUCCUGGCUGUACCAUGUUACCAGCUGAGGAUAGACUGCAUGUUGCUGUGUGAGGAGACGGCCUCAGUACUGGACAUGCUCAAGCCCAAAGCAGAGGUGGUUGAAUCAGCAUGCCAGUGUCUCAGAGUGAGCACUCUCAUGCCCAGUUUCUGCAGGCUCAUCCUUGAUGUGGGAAACUUCCUCAACUACGGAUGUCACACAGGAAACGCUGAGGGCUUUAAGAUCAGCUCCCUGCUGAUGCUAACUGAGACUAAGGCCAACAAGAGCCGCAUUACCCUGCUCCAUCACAUUCUGGAGGAAGUAGAGCUGAACCACCCAGAGCUGUUGUACCUCCCUGACGACAUUGAGAUUUGUGAAAAAGCGGCUGGAAUCAACCUGGACUCCAUUCAGGCAGAGGCCAGUGCCUUAGUCAAUCGACUGAAAGAAGCAUCAAAGAAAGUCUCUAACUCUGUGGACGAUGUAAAGCAGCAGUUCACAGAGGUGUUUGAGAAAAACCUGGAGGCCUGCCGAGAUUUGGAGGACAGUUUUUUGGAGAUUGUGAGGAAGAAGGGUGACCUGGCCCUCUACCUGUGUGAGGAUGUCAACAAUCUUUCCCUGGAGGAGCUUUUUGGCACCAUCAAGACCUUUAGGGGACUUUUCAUCAAAGCCUUAAAAGAAAACAAAACCAGAAAAGAGCAGGCUGUGAAGGUGGAGAAAAGGAAGAAGCAGCUUGAGGAGGAGGAAUCCAAAAGACAGAAGGGGGAGAACGGAAAAAUAAUCCGGAAAGGACCCUCGCCACAGGACGAUGGCUGUAUUAUCGACCACCUUCUUGCUGACAUCCGGAAAGGCUUCCAUCUCAGGAAGAUGCGGCCCAGGUGCGAAAUGGAAAGCCCCCCCUCUAGUGAAAUGAAUAGGAAAAUGGGCCAGCCUGGAUCAAGUGUCAAGCCUGUAAUAGAAGAAGCCAAAGCCUCUGUCUCAGAAGCCUCUAGCACUCCCAGUCAAACUCAACCCCAGGCAGAGGAGAGGGCCCCAAGAGAAGGAAUGAACAAAUGCCCCAGCAAACCCCAAGAUAAAACAGCUUUUUCCAGCCUUCCCACAACCAAUUCACCAACACAGGAGAUUCCGGGAAUGGGUGUCCUAAAUAACACUCCAAGCAUCUCUACCUUCACAGAUGCAGACCUGCCUGAAAUCAACCUGAUGGUAACAGAGGACUUGAUGCCUGAAUGUCCACAGAGCAAUGGAGAGAGUCACCUUAAUGGAGCCCGCACACUUCCUGUCACUGAUAUGGACAUGAUGAUAGAGAGUAAUGGUGAAAGCAACCUGAUAGGAAAAAACAUUGGCCAAGAUGAAGUUGGAGGUAAGAGCAGCAUUAUGAUGGUAAAGACUUUAGGACAAGAUGAGGCUGGGGAUGACAUGAUGGUGAAGAUGGUGGCACAGGAUGAGGGUAUAACUAACGGACACCCAGACACCAAUGGCAGCACAGACACCAAUGGCAACAUAGACACCAACGGCAACGUACCUAUGGUCAGUGCUGCAGAAAGUGGACCGGCAUACGAUGUGCCCGAUGGAGUGCACUCUGAAGAUCUGCUCUCAUCAGUGUCCAAAGCUAUGCCUGCCUCUGCAUCUGAAACCCUAAAACCAGAGGAUAAAAAACAGCAGAAGCUCUUUAGAAGAAACAAAAAGAAGAGUAAUGAAGGUAAUGUAUUCAUUCAUUCUAAUAAAGAUCAUGUUUGGAACUGUGGUCUCCUGAAGUGUUUGAGAGUCCAGUUUUUUUGGUAUAUGGUUUUAUUGCAUUUUACAUUACAUGUUCAUUUUGUACUGUUGCUUUAGCUGUGAACUUUAACAUUUUAGCAUGAAUGUACAAUUUUUGGAAAACCGAUCUUAAAAGCCUCCCAUUUACAACACCUUGAGUCCUGUCAUGAUCAUCAAGUAGUUUGUUUUGGGUGUUGUCUUUUUUCUUUGACUCUCUAAAACACCAGGUAACACUGGAAAUGGACACCCUAAAAGUAAUAAGGGGUGUGUGUUGCAGUGAGGUAGGUCAAACAACUGGUUUGAAAACUAACUGGUGCAAGCAGGAACAUUUUAAUCAACCCAUCAGCACCAAGCCAUGAUUUUAAUUAACAGACGUGUGUUGGCCUAAACAGGGUCUGGUUUGACCUGAUUUGUGUCUUGUCCUGCUUUUAACACUCUCUUAUUCAGUAAAAAUCUAGCAAAUCCCUGCUAAUCAAAUUGUAAGCCUGUCAUCAUGACUCAAGAUGAACCACUUUGUGUGAGACCUCUCUUGGCCACUACUUUAUGCACUCUUUAUCAGCCUGAAUCAUAGAGUUUUAUCUUAUAAAGACAUACAGUACUUAGCCUCAAACUGACACCUCUUAAGUGCCACAAUUGAAAAAUCAUUAUCAUAUCCAAGUUAACUUCACUGUCAUACUGAGCUUUUCAACUUGUGACGGCCUCACCGGGAAGACCAUCCUCAGCACAAUUUUUUUUUUUUGUGGAGUUUUGCUGUCAUGUUUUCUGUGCCUCCAUACCCCUAUGUUACUAAACUGUCCACCCUCACAACAACCGAGUUAAACUACUAAUGCAAUGCCUUUUUUGUGCUUUCUGUAAACUGUGUCCUUUGUAAGUUUGACUUUGCUGAAAGCUUUAAUGAUCUUGAAAUUGAUGGAACCAACAGCACUAAAUUUAAUUUAAUUUCCAAAAUAAUUGUAUUCAUCAGAAACAUAAAUCUGUCCAUUCUCUUCAAUGCCAAGAUCCACCAAAUGCAGUCUUUGGUCUCCCACUUUGUUUGAUAUUAUCUGCAUACUAUUUUAAGUAAUUGGUAUGUCAUUUGAUUCGUUCAAUCUAUUAAUUUUACUAUUUAAUCUCCCUAGGCAAUUCCCGGAAAAGGAAGUCAAGAGGGAAAAGAAAAUGUUGUUGAUUUUUCCAUACAUGGUUUCUGCACAUUGUAAUGGACUACAUCAAGGGUAGGCAACCCUGUUCCUGGAGUGC
Oncorhynchus kisutch (coho salmon) is the source of this 3207-nucleotide messenger RNA. Its product is annotated as inverted formin-2. The record is from RefSeq and is a predicted model, not a curated record. The transcript has 13 exons. The coding region runs from base 97 to 2049 and encodes 650 amino acids. Lineage: Eukaryota; Metazoa; Chordata; Actinopteri; Salmoniformes; Salmonidae.